Molecule: messenger RNA, 3504 nt
Organism: Numida meleagris (helmeted guineafowl)
Lineage: Eukaryota; Metazoa; Chordata; Aves; Galliformes; Numididae
Gene: LCA5L
Product: LCA5L, lebercilin like
Biological process (GO): intraciliary transport
Cellular component (GO): axoneme
Source: RefSeq, a predicted model, not a curated record
AUGGCGAGGCCACGACUACAACUCCCAGGGUGCCGUGCACUUCCUCAUGGUAACGGCGGCGCCCAACGGCCAUGCAGGAGGAUAGGAAGUCCUAGCAAGUAUGUGACAAAAAUGAUUCCCCAAAGCACAGAAGUAUUAGAAGCAGCAGCUGAAGCAGAGGUAAUGAUUGUAGACAAUGCAGUGGAGAAUGCAGAAGUAAAAAUCAUCACACUGACUAUUCUGAGGGCUUUGCCAGUGACUUGCUCUGAUACAGCUAGAAGCAGCCGUUGUGUAGAACUAUCCGGAACUGAAGAGAAGACAAUGCUGAAAAAUGAAAAAAAGACAAAGAAGAAAAAAGAACAGCAGUUAUUUUCCCAAAACAAUAAAGGGGGAAAGAAAUUGCCAGCUAAGAAGAUACCACAUCAGAAUUCUUCAUUUUUAAGCCUGCAGGAUAAUAUGAUUUUCCAGAAAAAAAAUAAAGUGGCUCAGCGAAUAUUAUCAGCAAGACUUCAUAAAAUUAAAGAGCUGAAGAAUGAAAUAUUUGAUUUGCAACACAAGUUAGAAGCAUCAACCUUAGAAAACCAGGUUUUGAAACGGCUUCAGUAUCGGCACUCAAAAGCGAUAGGUGGAUAUGAAAAUUCAGAAAGUGUCUUGCCUGAUCUUUUAACAAGGCAUUAUAGUGAGGUGAGUACUUUGAGGAAACACCUGAGGAUAUCUCAGGAAGAAGAAAGACGUGCAUCCAGAAAGCUUAGGAAAGUUGAAGCAGCGAUGCUAAAAGCUAAAGAUGAUUUGCAAGCCUUGUAUAAGCUUUCAGAAGACAAGACUCUUGCUGAGAGAGAGGAACUUUAUCACAGAUUAUCAGUCCUUACAGAAAAAAUGGAUGUGAAUAAUAAGAGAAUACAGAGCCUAGAAAAGCAGCUGAAGUUGAACAAUAGCACCUUUAGUCGCCAGCUGGCAAAUGAGAAUAAAAAAGCUGUUGAAGCUGGGAUAAUUACAAAGAACUUGCAAAUGGAAAUUAACUCUCUUCACCAAAAAAUAAAGGAAAAGGAUCGUCAACUUUACAUAAAGAAUAUCUAUGCAAAUCGCUUGCUUAGAAUCCCAAAGGACAAAGGUGAUUCAGUACCUCAUGACAAAAGUCUCAGUAGAAAAGCAUCAGUGCAAGUAGACAAACAGCAUUUCAGAUCACUGCUGCUGUCUCAGUACCAAACCCAGGAAACAGAAGAAAGCCCAGUUCUGUUAUAUGAGGAGAAAAAGCCCUCAGAAGAGAAGAAUCAAAAACCUAAAGCAAGUGAAGUAUACAUUGAUGCCCAAUGUGAAACAGAAAAGCAAUCAACCAAGAAAAUGCCAAAGCCAGAAACUUUUAGUAGAACACGUAGAGAAUAUUUAAAGGAAGACAAACCUUUGCUGACAGAACACAGUUGUCUGGAAUUUAUAAAACAAGAAGAAAGAAAGAGAGACUUGCUUAAACAGGAGCCAAAGAAAGCUGAAGAAACUCCUCUAAAUGACAGUGUGAAAGAGAACAAUCAAGAGGAAGAUGCAGUGGAAGAGAAAGAAAAAAAGUCAGAAGAACAACUAAGUAAAAGUGGGAAGGCAGGGAGUAAUUUUUUAACUCUGAGAAACAAAACCCCCUCUAAGCUGAAAAAACAAUAUGUAUUCUCAGAAACCACUGAAAAUUUGCAUCAUGGGCUUCCUACAUCAGGUACAAAAUCCACAAAAUGCAGUCUUUGCAACCACAGACGUGCAGGUCAGGACCACUGCAAAGCAGCGGAAUCAAAAGUAAGAAAAUUGUUUGGGCUGUAUGAACCAUCUUUUAGUAAAGUUAUCAACACGAGGCAGAAAGACAGUUCAACUGAAGCAGAAGGCUGCGCUCAUAUGAUAUUCAGUGAAAGGAAAAAGAGUCUUAUGAAAGAACUCUUUGGACAAGGUGGUGUUUGCAAAGACAACCAUUCGUGUUCUGACAUGAGAGGAAUGGAGAGAAAGCUGUGAAGGGAUGCAUGAUUACACAAGCGCAAUUUUAACAACCCUACACUAAUUUAUAAAAUAAAGUGUCUAUCAUCAAUGAAGUCAUUACGAAUAACCUUACAAGAAUACACAAAAUUUAAGUAUACCAACUUAUCUUUCCAUUUUAAUUACACAGUUUAAAACAUUUUUAAAACAAUGUUUCUAGCUUCAUAAAAUGUAUAUUAAAUCUUACAAGUCUUGAGAAUUUCUGUCAAUGACUUUCAAAAUGACAGGCAAAUCAGUUGUCACCGCAGAACAUUCUUUUAUUUUUGGUGCGUGUGUAUGCAUCUUAGAAAGUAGGGUGCCUCAAAAAUUUUGUCAUUUUACCUGUUACAGGGAAGUGUCCAAGUUAGUCCUUUUUGGCUAAUUUCCAGUUUUUUUGCACGCUUGCUGCAGUUUGAAUCUUAAGUUGUUUGUUAACUAGCUGCAGUGAGCAGUCUGCUUUCAUAAGGUUCAUUACUGAAUUAUUACUUAAAAUGCACUAAAAGAAAAUAAUUUUCUUUUCACUCCUGACAUAGCUUGCAGAAUUCACACAAUAAUUUGCUAUUACAUUGUUUUCAUUAGCAUUAUAAAGCUCUAAAGCUUCAUUCUUUUCCGCUGUUAGAGCUUACUAAAGCAGUUUGCCUGGUAACUUCCACAGCUGACAUCCAGAGAUAAAUGUGCAAGACUAAAGCAUUGUUUUGGAGAAGUCAGGCAUAUCUAGUUCUCAAAAAGCCUUUAAAAAUCUUGCGUUUAAGGUUAUGUAAGUGAGGGCAGGAAGAUUAUGUCUUGUUCCUCAUAGAAAUUCAUGAAAGGUUGCCAAAAUGUAAGCUAGGAAAAAGGUAUGUGUAUUCUUUUACUAAAUUUUAAAAAGCAGUAGCAAAAAAAACCCCCAACACCUGUACUAUGAAAACUUUUAAAGGUGAUCUUUUGAUUCAAACCUACUUCUAAGUAUACUUACCUUCAAAUUUUUGAAGUUCUUACAUAGUACUUGAGCUGUGCAGUGGACAGAUUUUCAAGAAUGAUUUAAUGCAGUCAAAAGAGUACUUUUCCUCUAUGUACUAUUAAUACUUCUGCAAUGCCUUUCCUGCUGUCUCCAAAGUUCAGAGCAAACAAGCAGACAUAAUCCAGCACUACUGGUUGUAGUGAAUCACCAAAAGCCUCUCUGCCCCUACUCACUUAGAUGUCUGACUAGAGCUGCCAACAAACCGUGUAUUUCAUUAUCUCAUGCUAACUGUGGAUAAAUAGCAAACGCUGCUGUCAAUAUUUUAAAUGAUACUGCUUUGCUUGACUUCACUAUGUUAAACUCUGUAACAAGUGGAAAUAUAAUUACUUACAUCUUUAUAGUCAGAAAUACAUCAACUUCAUAGUUAAAAAACCAACUCUCCUGAAUACUUAAAGUCUGUAGACUCCAACAGUAUCAAGAACACAGGUGGGUUUUAUUUUGUUUAGGAAAACUGUAAUCAACAUUAAAAAAUGUGGAUUAGAAAACCUGAAGUGGGCUGAAAAACUUUAUUUCAUUAAUAAAAACACAAUUACACAUAA